Didymodactylos carnosus is the source of this 564-nucleotide messenger RNA. The record is from the annotation of a GenBank genome assembly. Lineage: Eukaryota; Metazoa; Rotifera; Eurotatoria; Philodinida; Philodinidae.
AUGUUAAGAGCCGUGUAUCUAAGUGUAAACAAAUUUAUUCAAUUAUCAGAUAUUCUACAGGAAAAAAAUCGUAUUGGUGGCGAAAGCAAACCUAAAUGGCAAUGCAAGAACAAAAGCUGUAAAAUGUCGAAUGAGAGUGGCAUCAACAUCUGCUUGCAUUGUUAUAGUAAUCAAGCUGGUAAAAUUGUUCAAGGUCUUUCAGUCAUUCCUGUCUUAGGAUUACCUUUCUCUAUAACACAUGCCGUACUGGAAACUGGUCGAGCAGCUCAUACAAAAGAAUGCCACGACAAAGUCAGUGCUGGAACGGCAAUCGCUUUUGCUGGACUGGAUAUUGCUUUAACGCCGGUUUUCGUCGGUUCUCUCAUAAAAAUUCCUUCAAUAGCAGCCGCUAAGACGGGGGUAGCAUUGACCAGUAAAACUAUCUUUACGCAAACGGGCAAAGUAGCUGCUACGGAAACAAUAAAGAAAGUAACAAUUGCAAGUGGAGGAAAAAUGGUUGGUGCAGAUUUCUCGGAUAGACUGGUCAAAGCCACAAAGAAGCCAGAGAGAAAAGCUGAGACUUAA